Molecule: messenger RNA, 1821 nt
Organism: Prunus armeniaca (apricot)
Lineage: Eukaryota; Viridiplantae; Streptophyta; Magnoliopsida; Rosales; Rosaceae
Source: the annotation of a GenBank genome assembly
AUGGCGGCUGCUUCUUCAUCAAUACCGUUUUUCGGAAGCACUGGUAGCAGAGAAGAAACCCAAGGCCAGAUGACGUCCACGCUACAACAGCAUUCCUCCGCAACGCCUUCCUCUAAUACGACAGCCGCAGCCGUAGCCCCACCCCCUCAAAAGAAAAGGAGAAAUCAACCUGGAAAUCCAAAUCCAGAUGCAGAGGUUAUCGCACUAUCUCCUAAGACGCUAAUGGCAACAAACAGGUUCAUAUGUGAGGUGUGCAACAAAGGGUUCCAAAGGGAGCAAAACCUACAGCUCCACAGAAGAGGACACAACCUGCCUUGGAAGCUCAAGCAGAAGACCACAAAAGAACCCAGACGCAAGGUCUACCUGUGCCCCGAACCCACAUGCGUCCACCAUGACCCCUCUCGAGCUCUCGGCGACCUCACCGGCAUCAAAAAACACUUCUCUAGAAAACAUGGCGAGAAGAAAUGGAAGUGCGAGAAGUGCUCCAAGAGGUACGCCGUGCAAUCGGAUUGGAAGGCCCAUUCUAAGACUUGCGGCACUAGGGAAUACAGAUGCGAUUGUGGCACUCUCUUCUCAAGGCGCGACAGCUUUAUCACGCAUAGGGCAUUCUGCGAUGCACUGGCUCAGGAGAGUGCAAGGCAUCCUUCAAGCUUAAACACCAUGGGUGGUCAACUAUAUGGAAACAACCACAUGAGCUUAGGCCUAUCCCAAAUUCCCUCACUUCAAAAUCAGACCCACCUGCCCAACAACAUGUUGAGGUUAGGAAAUGCUGGUGGUGCAAAAUAUGAGCAUCUAAUCACACCAUCAAAUCCUUCUUCCUUCGGAUCACAAGCCAUGCCUAAUUCCUCCAAUUUCUUCAUGAGAGAUAUUGCUAACCAGCAAGGCUUUCAGGAUCAGCACCAAUUUCCCAGCAAGGCAGCAUUGCAUGGGCUAAUGCAACUUCCUGAUCUCCACAGCAACGGUAACAACAACAACUCUCCCUCAUCAACUAGUGCUGCAAAUCUCUUCAACCUGAGCUUCUUUUCUAACAACAGUACCAGCAGCAGCUUGACUCCACCUGAUCAUCAGUUCAGUGAUGGCAAUGGCGGUGGCCAAGGGUUUAGCAUGGGUGCUGCUGAUCAUCACAAUAUGGGGUCGGCUACUCUACCAUCUCUCUAUGGGAAUUCCAUGCAACAUGAAAGCAACAUUGCUCCACAUAUGUCUGCCACUGCUUUGCUUCAGAAAGCUGCCCAAAUGGGUUCAACUACAAGCACCGAAAGCUCGUCUCUCCUACGAGGGUUAGGCAAUUCAUCAACAAGAGCAGCUAAAUCCGGUAGGCAACUAGUUUCGGCACCCUCUACCGUUGGUGUCAGUUUUAGUGGCGAUCAUCACAGUAGCGGUGGCGAACAGCAACACUUAAGAUCAUCACAGCAGGUGGACAAUGAAAACCAUCUUCAAGGUUUGAUGAACUCUCUUGCCAGUGGGGGCUCUUCUGUUUUUGGAGGUGGAGGAGUGCAUGGACAGGAUCAUAACAGCUUUGGUGGGUUUAGUAGUGGCAAUACUGGUACUAGGGUUAAUGCAAUGGAUCAACAGCAUAAUAACACAAAUUACGAUGAGGCUAAGUUGCAUCAAAAUUUGGGUGUAAGUUUUGGAGGGUCUGAUAAAUUGACCUUGGAUUUUCUGGGAGUUGGAGGGAUGGUACGAAACAUGAGUGGUGGCCAUGGCUACUCACAACGAGAUCAUCAUCAGCAACAUCAUGGCAUAAAUAUGAUCGGCACUUUAGACCCGGAGUUGAAGUCAGCGCAGGCAAGUCAACCCUUUGGAGGCACUGCCAUGCAAUGA